AUGGCUUCCGUACCCACGCUCCGAGAGCUUGCAAAGCAAGUCUCUGAAUCCAUUUCAGACGAACAUCUGGGCGGUAGUACGUUUGCUAUUGGCGGCGAGAUCGCAAUCGAGCAGCUCCAAGGCCAAUCUGGCCCUACAACUCAGGUCGUAUCUUCUUCGGUCGUUCUUCGGUGGGACAAUCCAGCGGAGCAUCCUGGCCCCCAGCGAGUCUCUUUCCCAGUCGCUUCCAAUGACGACGCUGUAGCGUUCGAUCACCUCCUCAAAGUCUCUGAAAAGGCUAAAUUUGGUCUCGACGGACGACACGAAUUCGAUGAAACGUACCGCAAGGCUCAGAAGCUCGGUGCUGGCAUCAUCGACGCUGUCUGCCAGGUUCUUCUCCCCAGCUACGACAUGGACGAAGACAAGCGGGCAAUCCGUGCGGAGCUGUACAACAUGAAUAUCUACUCUGGUCCUUCGGGCAAGUUCAAAGCGCACGUCGAUACUCCUCGUUCGCCCUAUCGGAUUGGCUCCUUGGUUGUCUGUCUUCCGAUGAAGCAUGAAGGUGGCAAGCUGGCCGUGAGACAUUUUGGACAGACUCAUUCCUUCGACUGGGCCAAGAACUCUAGCAACUCCGUCAUUCAGUGGGCCGCCUUCUACAGCGACUGUGAACACGAAGUGUUCGAGGUCAAGUCCGGUCACAGGGUUACGCUGACAUACAACUUGUAUGCCACAGCAGGAAACGGAGACCUCGGAGGUCAAAAAUCUGCUUUCAGCCCUACUUCGCUGCCACUCUAUAACCAGAUUGUAGACUUGCUCAGCUCCAAGAAAUUCCAGUCCAAGGAUAGACUUCUAGGAGUCUACAGCACGCACGCUUAUCCUCAUACGGAGAAGGAGCAUGGCCUUCCUUUCUGUCUCAAGGGUCUUGACAUGGUGAUCUACAACACCUUCAAGAGCCUCGGCUUGGAAGUCCAUUUGUGUGUUAUUCUCGAAAACCCGAAAGGCUUUCGCAGGCGCAAGCUUUACAAUGGGGAAUUUUCUGAUGAAGAUACAGAUUCCCAGCCAUUUCAGAGGCAACCGACAUUGGCGAAGAACAACAAUGGGGCCGCAUCGGACUCGGAAGACGACAACAGUAGGAAGUACUACACCAGAACCGUAGGAUUCAUCAAUCAAGCAUACUCCACGGACGAGCUGGUUGAGUACCAAGAUGACAUGAAACGCAUCAUCAACCAGGCCAUGAGAACCGACAAGGAUAAGUUCGACGCCAGCAAGAUCAUCUGGCUGAAUAAGAACAACGGCGAGUCGAAUAUGCAGGUGUCAUAUUAUAUGGCAUACGGCAACGAGCCAUCCUCUGAGGAAAUCUACUCAUACUUUGCUAUGGUCAUUGAAAUCCCUACUACUGGAGUGAAUGCAAGCGAUGACGCGGAAGGGUAGAAUCAAGCGCCAUAUUGACGGAAAGGUCUUCGGGGUGAGGAACGUCGAUAGAAACACCAACAGGCAUAGAUAGCAUCCCCAUGGGAUGGAAUCAAGUAUCAGUAUAUCUUCAGAUGAAAUAGUAAAUGGAAUCAUCUCGCAUUAAUAUGAACAGCUCAAG
Colletotrichum acutatum is the source of this 1570-nucleotide messenger RNA. RefSeq lists its product as uncharacterized. The record is from RefSeq and is a predicted model, not a curated record. The coding region runs from base 1 to 1410 and encodes 469 amino acids. Lineage: Eukaryota; Fungi; Ascomycota; Sordariomycetes; Glomerellales; Glomerellaceae. The transcript is spliced from 4 exons.